UCAUAAUGCAAAUAAGAUGAGUGAAUUUAUUCCCAUCAUAAACCUUUGGUUGUACUUAAGACUUUUCUCAUUUACAGUAUGCAUUUAUCUCUAAGUAUUUUUAAGCUACAACCAUUUGAAAUAGUAAUAUCCAUGCAUCCUACUACUAGGGUCACAAGGUGUAUGAUGGAGCCUAUCCCAGCUGACUUCAGACAAGAUGUGUGGUACACCCUGGACUGUUUGCCAGCUAAUUACAGUGCACAUGAAAUAGUAAUCGCCCUGAUGGACUCCAGGAAGGCCGGGUACUCUGAAGUGUCGUUUGGGACGUAUGCACAAAACGAGGAGUUUGGUUCCAGAACCUGAACUGUGGGUCGAGGAUGAAGGCUACGCUGCUGCUGCUCCUCGUCGCUCUCAUCACCAUCAAAAUGGUAGCUGGAGGGAAAAACAACAAAGAGAAAAUCAAACCUUCCCAUUCCGGGUCAGACUGCACCGACUGGCGCUAUGGAAACUGUGUCCCUAGCAACGGCGACUGCGGCACCGGAUUUAGGGAGGGGUCAUGUGACCAGCAGACAAAGAGAAUGAAAUGCAAAGUGCCCUGCAACUGGAAAAAAAACUUUGGAGCCGACUGCAAGUAUCGCUUCGGAAGUUGGAGCGAGUGUGACGCAAGCGCUGGUAUCCAGACCAGGAACGGGACGCUGAAGAAGGCGCUCUACAACGCUGAAUGCCAACAGACUAUUUCUGUCUCCAAACCCUGCCUCGGCAAAACCAAGACAAAAAGCAAAGGAAAGAAGAAAAAAGGCAACAGACAGUAGAGACAAGAGAAGACUUGGACCAGGAGAUCUUUUGGAAUUGAACCAACUCAUCUCUGACAUUUGGACAGUAGGACUGACAUUGUUAGAAUUCAACUAGAUGAGAUUCCACAAUAAUUCAUCACAAAUAAAUCUCGGAGACAAUCUCAUGUUGUCAAUUUGAUGAUCUUCAAAAGGGAUUUGCAUCAACCUGCAAUUUACUAAUGUUUAUUCAUGCGUAGCGAUUAGUAAUUAGCAUUAUUGGGUCAACUUUGUAGCAACACAGACAACUGCCAUCAGGUAUUAUGUUAUAAUAUCAAUAGAAGUACAAAAUGUAUAAUACUACUAAUAAUAAUUAUGGUGCGGAUCUUUUUUUUGUAUACAGGAACUGAUACUAAUAAUAAUAAAGAGUUAAUUAAAAAAAGUUGUGUGAAGUUGGUAAUUCAUACAAACAUGGCAAUAAACAUAACAAUAAUAUGUCGUUUAUUAAUAGAAGCAGUUCUCAAAAUGACUUUAUAUCACCAGCAACCACUCGGAAAAAAAAGCAGACAAAAAAAAUAUAUAUUUUUUUAAACAGUGACUGAUGCACGAUCGUGCCUGCUGCAUUGUGGUAGUUAGGAAACAAAUUUAAAGGGAUAUUUGG
Molecule: messenger RNA, 1410 nt
Organism: Doryrhamphus excisus (bluestripe pipefish)
Lineage: Eukaryota; Metazoa; Chordata; Actinopteri; Syngnathiformes; Syngnathidae
Product: midkine-A-like
Molecular function (GO): growth factor activity
Source: RefSeq, a predicted model, not a curated record